Messenger RNA from Trypanosoma cruzi, 1065 nucleotides. RefSeq lists its product as uncharacterized. The annotation marks the transcript as partial. The record is from RefSeq and is a predicted model, not a curated record. NCBI's taxonomy places the organism in Eukaryota, Euglenozoa, Kinetoplastea, Trypanosomatida, Trypanosomatidae. The transcript has a single exon.
GCCGAAACGAAUUCUUCAGUAGACGCAUGGGGCGAGAUUCAGCCCCUGCGCGAACAGUUAGAAAGGCAGUCAAGUGCGUUGAAACGUUUCAGUGAUGAGAAUGAUGAGUUAAAAACGAAAUUGCGAGAUGAAACGGAAAUGAGAAGAAAGCUUGAGGAACUUUCCACGCAGUCCCUUCACCCCAAGGAUGAUAGUUCCCUCAGAAGACAACUGGAGCAGGCGGAGAAGGAGGCCGAGCGAUUCAGGGCGGAGGCGCGGGCUGCUCGGCAGGAACUGGAUGACGCGCGAGUGAAUUACGGUAGAGAAAUAACGUCUUUGAAGGCCUGGUGUGCGCGUCUGGAUGCGCAGUGCAAGCGUCAAAUGAGUGAGCUGCAAGAUCAGGCGCCACGCGAUGAACUUAAUACUGAAACAACAAGACGCAAAGAGGACAUGCAGGGCGGUGUGAGGACCGCCAAGGCCAUUGCAGACGCGUCGUAUGCCAAUGAUUCUGCGUCGAGCAAAAAACUUCAGACCGAGCUGAAUAGGAUGCAUGCACGAAUGGAAGAAUCCGAGGACCAAAAACAGAACGCCAUCGCCAUGGCGGAGUCGUUGAGGCAGAAGAGGGGAUCUCCUCCUUUGAAUGAACAGCACGACAAGCUUGGCACUCAGAGCCAUAAAGAUGCCUUGUUCAAGAUUAACAAGGAGGUGGGUGAAGGGAAGGACGCUGUGCGAGGUGCGAUUGCGGCCGAGGGAAAUAAGGUGGAGUUGGUUCAGGGAGCGAAAGGCUUACUCCCAGAGAAAAUGGCUCCAACUGAAGCCAAACCGCUUCGAGCGCAGGUGGUGGAGGACGCGAGCGUCGGAAAUGGGAUAUCUUCUGCAGUCACCAACGGGUUGCCAAAUGUUGCGGAGAUGGAGGAGCCAUUUAAGAGAACGGCACUUCUGCAGCAGGAAAUGGAAGGGGAAGGGCGAGCUCACGUUGGCGACGGGAGCGAAGAUGCCGCACGGAAGGCACGCGCUGGCAAGGGGGCUACUGCUGCUGUCAGUGAAAGGGUGGAGAAGAAGAAAAAGGCCAAAUGUGGCUGCUAA